Molecule: messenger RNA, 1301 nt
Organism: Quercus robur (English oak)
Lineage: Eukaryota; Viridiplantae; Streptophyta; Magnoliopsida; Fagales; Fagaceae
Product: FCS-Like Zinc finger 14-like
Exons: 2
Coding region: 283-1002 (239 amino acids)
Source: RefSeq, a predicted model, not a curated record
UCAAAACCACAGGCGUUGGAGACCAGAGGAGAGCUGAAAGGUGCUCUCUCUCUCUCUCUCUGUCUCUCUCUCUGCUUGCUUAUACAUCACUCUGAGAGUCUCUGUGAUGCUCUGUGUGGUAUAAUCUCAAUGUUGCCUAGACCUGGAAACUGUGAAAACUCUUUCUCUCUCCCUUUCUUUAAUCAGAAAGCUAAAAACUUGCUCUGAAUUAAAACAAGUUCUUAACUUUUUCAACAAAAUUGUGGAUUCUGAGGGACACCCAGUUGCCAAUUUUCCAUAAAAAUGGAGAAUUCACAACCAAAAAAGAAACCCACUCUAAAUCUUUCCAUUUUCACUACUCUCACAGAGUCUUUCUCUUUACCAAGUCCCUCCAACAAAUCUCCAAGGAAUUUUGUCCAGGGAGGUGUGGUUGGGCUUGGCAUAGUGGCUGCCAUGACUGAUUUGACCCACCAAACUAAGCCUGAUGUAACACCAGCACCACCUAUACCAAUCCCCAUAGUGUCCUCUGCCAAAGCUGCUACUGCUAAUUUCAAAGGCAGGCUCAGUGAUUUGGCUUUUGAGGAUGAGGUGGAUGAAUUGUCUGAGAGCUAUACUUGUGUGAUAUCUCAUUUGGGGACCAAGCUUGAGAAACGUGUCUAUUUUGAUGAUAAGCUUGAUGGGGUUGUUGGUUGUGGUGGUGGUGGUGGUGAUUGUUGUGUGGUGAGUGAUGGAAGGGUAGGAGUGUUCUCUGCCUCUCCUGUCAAUUUUGGUGAUGCCUAUAUGGGGAUUUGGACUGCUGAUUUUCUUAGCUCUUGCUACCUUUGCAAGAAGCAGCUUCAUGGACUGGAUAUUUUCAUGUACAGAGGGGAGAAGGCAUUUUGCAGUGCUGAGUGCCGGGACAAACAGAUUAGAAGUGAAGAUUAUAAAGAGAAGUUCGCAUCUGGAGCACUGAAGCCCCUUGAUUACUCCGUGUCUCCCUGCUCCGGUCCACUGAUGUUUUUUGCUGGGGUUGUUGCGGCGUAGAAAAUUUUACGAUUCUUAUAUAAGUAAAUAAAAUGAAAGUAAAGAACGUGGAAGCUUGUCCAAAUAAACUGUUAUCACCGGCACAAUAAACUAUAGACAAAAAAAAAAAAUUGAGAGAGAGAGAGUUUGAACAAGUAGUUUCUGUAUCCCUGAUUGCAUGAAAAUUUCUUAGGAUGGGAGAUAUUUUGAUGAAUAGAAACUUCUUUUUGAACCAAUAGAGGGAAACAUAUCUAGAUUUGUAUUUUGAGAACAUUAUAGUAAUCAUUCUAUUAUCAGUACCCGAUACUUUUAACUCUCAA